ACCAACCUGUAUCUAAGUGGCUGGAGACAGAACUAUUUCCCCUCGUUGUUUGUACGGAUGGUACACCCUGUAAACCAGUAUCCCUUUGCAACGUUUGAUCCUAGCAGCUCACGAAAGUUAAAGGACUAGAUUUUGAUAGAAGGUUCGGUGUUCAGGAAACUUCUUCGCAAAUGGAGAAGGCGACCUACCUGCAAUCCAACAUGGCGGACAAAUACCAGUUUAAAAAAUGUUCAUAUGUUUUCCGUGGAAAUUUUGUCCACUCCACCUCUGAAAAUGCGUUGGAAAUAUUACCAGACAAAAUUUUAGGAAUCAGUCCAUCCGGAAAGAUUUUGUUCAUAGAAAAUGGUGAAUCAAAUCAAAACUUGUUAGAAAUGCAGUAUGGAUUCACUUCAAAGGAUGUAAUCUUCUUAAAGCCAAGGCAGUUUAUCAUGCCAGGACUGAUUGACACCCAUAUUCAUGCACCACAGUACAGCUUUACUGGUACUGGUUAUGACUGUCAUGUUGUUGAUUGGCUGAAUAAGUACACUUUUCCGACUGAGGCCAGGUUUGAAGAUACAAACCUUGCACUUGAUGUCUACAAGAAAUUGGUGAGGAGGUUGCUGAUGAAUGGUACAACAACAGCAUCUUAUUUUGCCACCAUACAUCUUAAUGCUACAAUGGUUCUUUGUGAUGUUAUUGUGGAGCUUGGUCAGCGGGCAUAUGUUGGCAUCUCUGAUGUUGAUUGUUCCCCUCACGAACACAGCAAAACAACAGAAUGUUGCGCAGAAGAAACAGAAAGGUUCAUCAAACAUGUGAUUGACAUGAAUCAUCCCCUUGUGACUCCUGUUCUGACUGCGAGAGGAGUUGCACAUUGUACCAAAUCACUUUUGACAAUUCAUGGAGAAUUAGCCAAAAAAUACAAUGUCCCUAUUCAGGGACAUUUGCGUGAAAUCAAAGAUGAACUGGCUAGUUGGAACUUUGCUUCCGAGUUUUCUCAGACUUCUGAUUUGGCAAAAAUACUUGAGGAAUGUGAGCUCCUAACAGACAAGGCCUAUUAUGCACACUGUAUUUAUGUUACUGAGGAAGAGAUUGACCUGAUGUUAUUACGUAGCACUGGGGUUGCACAUUGCCCUAUUUCAAAUUUUGAUUUGAAAAGUGGUGUUGCUGAUAUCAGACAUCUGCUGGAUAGGCAGUUAAAAGUUGGUCUUGGAACAGAUGUCUCAGGAGGCCACUCUCCAUCAAUGCUUGAUGUCAUUCGUCAGUGUAUAACUGCCUCCAAUGUUGUUGCCUUCAGCAAGCCUGAAUCUUACAGAUCUCUGUCUUACAAGGAUGCUUUUAGAUUGGCCACUUUAGGGGGCAGUGAGGUUUUAGGAUUAAGUGACAAAAUUGGCAACUUUGAGGUUGGCAAAGAAUUUGAUGCAUUACUUAUUGACCCUGAUGCUGAGGACUCGCCCUUUGAUUGUUUUGACAAUGACACCUUAGAGGAUGUGAUUCAGAAGUUUCUGAUGCUUGGUGAUGACAGAAACAUUCUCCAAGUUUAUGUGGCUGGGCGACCAGUAGCAGGAAGGACUCUUGUCUCUUCAUACUUCUCUUCCAAAAGGAAACAAGGAUUAGAUAUUGAGUUUACUUCCUGAACAAUGAAGAUCUUGCUCAUUAUCAGAUCUCUUAGAACUGGAGCAUACCCUUACCUAACAAAAUGCCUUAGUUAUAUUUCAAAAAUAUAUAUUCAGUAAUACAUAUUUAUACAAAUUUAUCCAGCACCCACGUCAUAGUCAUAUUAAACAUGCUUAAAUUAUAUUUUUGGUGUAGUGUUUUAAGGCCGAGUGAAAUAUAUUAUAUUCAUUUAUGUAAAACUAGGUAGUUUUGAGAAAUCAGUUAUAUCUAAUCAAACUUUAAUUUGCAGUUCAUGUUUCUCUGUUUUGUCUAACUUUACUUUUUCCAAAAUAUAACCAUGCCCCACCAGCAAUAAUUACACCUAAUAAUUCACUGGUAAUUGAAAAUAAAUAUUAGGUAGACCUUACAUCUUUAAAAGGAAUAAUUUUUACCAAAGGGUCUUGAUAUUAGCAGGCAAGUCAAGAAUUUAUCCUUUUAAUUCACACACUUUCGUGCUUUACCUCUUUUCUUGUUGUCACUAUUUAUCAUAAUUAGCAUUGUUUUACUUA
This is a messenger RNA of Pocillopora damicornis (cauliflower coral), 2141 nucleotides long. Its product is annotated as guanine deaminase. Gene Ontology annotation, cellular component: cytosol. Gene Ontology annotation, biological process: guanine metabolic process. Lineage: Eukaryota; Metazoa; Cnidaria; Anthozoa; Scleractinia; Pocilloporidae. The record is from RefSeq and is a predicted model, not a curated record. Gene Ontology annotation, molecular function: zinc ion binding; guanine deaminase activity.